Molecule: messenger RNA, 720 nt
Organism: Histoplasma mississippiense
Lineage: Eukaryota; Fungi; Ascomycota; Eurotiomycetes; Onygenales; Ajellomycetaceae
Exons: 5
Coding region: 1-720 (239 amino acids)
Biological process (GO): vesicle-mediated transport
Cellular component (GO): membrane
Source: RefSeq, a predicted model, not a curated record
AUGGCGUCCGCGUCGUUUCGUGACUCCAUGAAUUCCUUGGGAUGGACACUGGGCCAACCGGAUACUGCAUCUACCAAUCGAACAACCUCAAAGUCGGUAUUCGCGAGCAUUCAGUCACUUAACCCUUUUGCGGAUCGGGGUUAUGUUCAGCUUCCUGCACAAGAUGAUUCAGCUGCAUCUCUACCGGCUCCAACAAGGCGAGAGGAGGACGAAACAUGGUUUUCAUUAACUCGAUGGGACCGCAUGCUGAUAUUUGCUGGGUGUAUCGUUGGGGCUCUUGUGUGUUUCAGUAUUUGCAUAGGGCUCAUAUUAUUCCCUCUGAUGUUCAGGGCAAGGAAAUUUGCAGUUUUGUGGUCUGUGGGAUCCGUUCUCUUUCUCAUCUCCUGGGCUGUUCUCAUGGGGCCCAUGGCAUAUGUCAAGCAUUUAGCAUCGGGGCCUCGCCUUCCAUUCACUGGGGCCUAUUUCACGUCAAUUGGCCUAACUCUCUACUUUGCUAUCGGACUCCACUCCACGAUUCUCACCCUGAUCUCCUGCAUUUUCCAACUCAUUGCUCUCGUUUGGUAUCUCGUGAGCUAUUUCCCUAUGGGCAGCACUGGUUUGAGGCUCGCAGCGCGUGUUGGGGGAGGUAGGGUUGCGGCUUGGAGCUGCAGUUAUUGUUGUUCUGGCAUCACUUUCAUCGUGCUUUCAUUUCCUUUCCUUAUGUUCCCUGUUUUCUGCUAG